AUGCCAGGGGGAGGCCAGCUGGCAGGCGCAGGUGGACGCCCAUCACAGCGAGCGGAGCCAAUCGAAGGCCAGCCCGACCACCAGUCCGACGACCCAAGUCCAGCUGGGCCAGCGGCAAACGAAACGAGGCGAGCCGUGACGGAAGGACGCGAGACGAGUCGAGAGCCAGACGAGUCGAGAGAACCAGACGAGUCGAGAGAACCAGACGAGUCGAGAGAUCCAGACGAGUCGGGAGAACCAGACGAGUCGAGUCGAGUCAGGAACCAGAUGACGGCGGCGACCGGGGAAGACUACGACACAGGGGUAAAGUAG
Messenger RNA from Drechmeria coniospora, 312 nucleotides. RefSeq lists its product as uncharacterized. Bases 1 to 312 code for a protein of 103 amino acids. The transcript has a single exon. NCBI's taxonomy places the organism in Eukaryota, Fungi, Ascomycota, Sordariomycetes, Hypocreales, Ophiocordycipitaceae. The record is from RefSeq and is a predicted model, not a curated record.